GCCCGCUUUUCUCGACAAAUAAAGGUCAUAGCCACAGUGUCUGCAGGCGGAGCUAACUUUAUCGGGAUUCAUGCUUUCGCGGGAACGCCGACGGUGGAGCCCCACGUAGCAAGAAGAUGACCCGAAGUUGCUCGGCAGUGGGCUGCAGCACCCGGGAUACCGUGCUUAGCCGGGAGCGCGGCCUCUCCUUCCACCAAUUUCCAACUGAUACCAUUCAGCGCUCAAAAUGGAUCAGGGCUGUUAAUCGUAUGGACCCCAGAAGCAAAAAGAUUUGGAUUCCAGGACCAGGUGCUAUGCUAUGUUCCAAACACUUUCAAGAAAGUGACUUUGAGUCAUAUGGCAUAAGAAGAAAGCUGAAAAAAGGAGCUGUGCCUUCUGUUUCUCUAUACAAGGUUCUCCAAGGUGUACACCUUAAAGGUAAAGCAAGACAGAAAAUCCUAAAACAGCCACUUCCUGAUAAUUCUCAAGAGGUUGCUACUGAGGACCAUAACUACAGUCUAAAGAGACCUCUCACAAUAGGAGCAGAGAAAUUGGCUGAGGUGCAACAGAUGCUACAAGUGUCCAGAAAAAGACUUGCUUCUGCAAAAAACUACAGGAUGAUCAAGAAGAGAAAGGGCUUACGAUUAAUUGAUGCGCUUGUAGAAGAGAAGCUACUUUCAGAGGAAACAGAGUGUCUGCUACGAGCACAAUUUUCCGAUUUUAAGUGGGAGUUGUAUAACUGGAGAGAAACAGCUGAGUACUCCACAGAAAUGAAGCAAUUUGCGUGUACACUCUACUUGUGCAGUAGCAAAGUCUAUGAUUAUGUAAGAAAGAUUCUUAAACUGCCUCAUUCUUCUAUCCUCAGAACAUGGCUGUCCAAAUGCAAACCCGGUCCAGGUUUCAGCAGCAAUGUUUUUUCUUUUCUUCAACGAAAAGUAGAGAAUGGAGACCAGCUAUAUCAAUAUUGUUCACUGAUAAUAAAAGGUAUAUCUCUCAAGCAACAACUUCAGUGGGACCCCAGCAGUCACCAUUUGCUAGGGUUUAUGGACUUUGGUCUUGGCAAACUUGAUGCUGAUGAAACGCCACUUGCCUCAGAAACUAUUUUGCUCAUGGCAGUGGGUAUUUCUGGUCACUGGAGGACACCUCUUGGUUAUUUUUUUGUAAACAGGGCGUCUGGAUAUUUGCAAGCUCAGCUGCUUCGUCUGACGAUUGGCAAACUGAGUGACAUAGGGAUCACAGUUCUAGCUGUCACGUCUGAUGCUACAGCUCACAGUGUUCAGAUGGCAAAAGCAUUGGGGAUACAUCUUGAUGGAGACAACAUGAAGUGUACAUUUCAGCAUCCUUCAUCUUCUAGUCAACAGAUUGCAUACUUCUUUGAUUCUUGCCACUUGCUUAGAUUAAUAAGAAAUGCAUUUCAGAAUUUUCAAAGCAUUCAGUUCAUUAAUGGCACAGCACACUGGCAGCACCUUGUGGGGUUAGCAGCACUAGAGGAACAGGAAUUAUCAAAUAUGGAGAGAAUCCCAAGAAAACUUGCAAAUUUGAAGAACCACAUACUGAAAACGAAUUGUGCUGCCCAACUCUUCAGUGAGAGCGUGGCCAGCGCGUUAGAAUGUUUGCUGUCAUUAGGCCUGCCUCCUUUUCAAAACUGUAUUGGUACCAUCCAGUUCUUACGCUUAAUUAACAAUCUGUUUGACAUUUUUAAUAGUAGGAACUAUUAUGGAAAGGGACUUAAAGGACCUCUAUUACCCGAAACUUUUAAUAAAAUCAACCAUGUGUUAAUUGAAGCCAAGACUAUUUUUGUUACAUUAUCUGACAUUAGCAAUAAUCAAAUAAUUAAAGGUAAGCGAAAACUGGGAUUCCUGGGAUUUUUGCUUAAUGCUGAGAGCUUAAAAUGGCUCUACCAAAAUUAUGUUUCCCCAAAAGUCGUGCCUUUUCCAUAUCUUCUGACUUACAAAUUCAGUCAAGAUCAUCUGGAAUUAUUUCUAAAGAUGCUUAGACAGGUAUUGGUAACCAGUUCUAACCCUACCUGCAUGGCAUUCCAGAAAGCUUACCAUAAUUUGGAGACCAGAUACAGAUUACAAGAUGAGGCUUUUCUAAGUGAAGUAAGCAUCCUUGACAUUUCAGUUGCUCGAAGGACGGACUUGGCCCUUUGGACAGUUCAGCGUCAGUAUGGUAUCAGCGUUAUAAAGACUCUUUUUCGCAAAGAGGAUAUUUGCCAAGACUGGUCUGACUGUUCGCUAAGUGAGGCGUUACUAGACCUGUCAGAUCAUAGGCAAAACCUUACCUGUUGUGCUGGUUAUAUUGCAAAUAAGUUAUCAGCUCUUUUGACAUGUGAGGACUGCAUCAGUGCACUAUAUGCGUCAGAUCUCAAAUCCUCUAAAAUUGGAUCACUGUUAUGUGUUAAAAAGGAAAAUGGCUUGCAUUUCCCUUCAGAAAGUUUGUGCCGAGUCAUAGAUACCUGUGAGCGAGUUGUAAGAACCCAUUCAAGGACAGCAGUUUAUGAACUACUACUUCCUAAACAGAGGGAAUUUUAUCUUCAGCAAGAAAUAUUACAUGAGCUUUCCGGGCAUAUUUAUCUGUUUGUAGAUUUAGAUAAGCAUCUCUUUGAUGGAGAAGUGUGUGCCAUCAAUCACUUUGUAAAGUUACUAAAGGACAUAAUAAUCUGUUUCUUAAAGGUCAGAGCUAAAGGUGUAACUCAGUACCCUUUAAAACACCAUUCAGAAAGAACUGAAACGAAAACUUUGUCAAGGAAACACUGGUCAUCUUUACAGAAUUACAAAUGUUCAAGUUUUGCUAAUACCAAUAAAUACAGGCAUUUGCUAAGGAACGAUGGCUGUCUGUUCAAAUGAAGGACCUAAAAUUUUUAUUAAAAAAAAUUGGUCAACAUUUACUUUAAAAUUCAACUUACUAUAUUUUACAAACUGACCAUUCUGCAGAGUGGACAAGUUUGUGGUUCCGACUUAGGAAUUUCUAUCAUGCAUAUUAUCAAAUCUGCUUGGACUUUGGUGGAGCUUGCAAGCAUUUCAGAGUUACCCAAAAUGUAGAAAGCAGUAAGUAAGUCAGUAGGAACAGACUAGCCAACAGGUGCUGUCUUUGAAUUUACUGUUAAUACGACUGAGUAAUCUGACUGGACAUACUUCGAAAACAAGGGAGAAUAAUGACGAGGAGUCACCAAAACAUCGACCCUUUUUAUAAAGACUACAUUCCCUAAAAGAGCUUUGGUUUUCAGCUCUUAAGAAUGUU
Lipotes vexillifer (Yangtze River dolphin) is the source of this 3222-nucleotide messenger RNA. It is a transcript of the gene THAP9, whose product is annotated as THAP domain containing 9. The transcript is spliced from 5 exons. The record is from RefSeq and is a predicted model, not a curated record. Lineage: Eukaryota; Metazoa; Chordata; Mammalia; Artiodactyla; Lipotidae. Bases 117 to 2828 code for a protein of 903 amino acids.